Molecule: messenger RNA, 1372 nt
Organism: Epinephelus moara (kelp grouper)
Lineage: Eukaryota; Metazoa; Chordata; Actinopteri; Perciformes; Serranidae
Gene: nat9
Product: N-acetyltransferase 9 (GCN5-related, putative)
Exons: 6
Coding region: 123-755 (210 amino acids)
Biological process (GO): protein acetylation
Molecular function (GO): N-acetyltransferase activity
Source: RefSeq, a predicted model, not a curated record
AGGCGCAGUUUGAACCCCGGAAGUAAAGGACGUGAACAUCAUGGACGUGGAGCCACAAGGUGUGAGGCUGUGUUAAAACUUCUCGUUAGUCAUAUCGGUAGUUUAAAUGUGGUUUUAACAUCAUGAAGAUAAACGAGAACACUUUGCUGGAGGGACACAGAGUCGUGUUGGUGCCUUACAAUGCAGAGCACGUGCCCAGGUAUCAUGAGUGGAUGAAGUCUCCUGAGCUGCAGCAGCUGACCGCCUCAGAGCCGCUGACCCUGGAACAGGAGUACGACAUGCAAAAGAGCUGGAGGGAAGAUGAUGACAAGUGCACGUUCAUUAUCUUGGACAAGAAGCAGUGGGCGGACAGCAGUGUAGACCAAGAGCAGUGCAUGGUGGGAGAUGUCAACAUCUUCCUGACUGACCCCACAGACCCGUCCCUGGCUGAGCUGGAGAUCAUGAUAGCAGAACCCAGUUACAGAGGAAGAGGCAUCGGGAAGGAGGUGACCUGCAUGAUGAUGAGCUACGGAGUCGCCAAACUUGGGGUCAAAAAGUUUGAAGUGAAAAUUGGACUGGACAACGAGGUCAGCAUCGCCAUGUUCAAGAAACUCCACUUCCAGGAGGUGUCGGUGUGUAAAGUGUUCAAGGAGGUGACCCUCGAGAUGACGGUGGAUGAGUCUGUCCGGACGAGGCUGCUGGACGACACGGCCGACAUGAAGGAGAGAGACUACAGACAGGCCUGCAGCGACAGACAGAAACUGGUUUCACAGUGAAGUGAGCUGCACUCACACAUCCCAAAGACUCACAGCGGUGGUGGAGGUCAUUUUGCACACUGAUGAGCGAAAUCUGAGCUGACACCUGGUGUGUGUUUAGACUUUUCAGACUUUUACACACAUCUGCAGAGAUGGGAAGGACAUUUACUCUGUUAAAAGCACCGUUUUGUGGUACUGGUGCUUUAUGUAAGUAUUUUAAAUGAGGGAUGUAUUCCACCUUUUAGUGGGGAAUAUUCUACCUUUUAUGUUAAUAGAUUCAUCUGAUGCAUGGAAUGGUCAUGGCAUACCACACCACAAAUCAGACUAUAAAUCACAAGCUUGGAUCUAAGUGACUGAGCGUCGGUCCAAUUGUCAUAAAACUUGUAAUCUGUAGCACAGGUGUUGGAAACUGUCAAAGGUCUUGAAUCGUCCGUGUUGAAUUACCUUGGAAUCAGCACUGUCACCCAUGUUCCUUGAUUUCUUCUUCUAUGGUCCCGUUUAAUGUCUCGUUUAUUCCUCUGUGAUCUGAAAAAAAUGAAACUGCUUUUUCUCACAAUCAGGACUUUUACUUGAAUACAUCGGUACAAUUUACUGUUUGUACUUUUACUUGAGUAAAAAAUCUGACCAUAAAAAUUCUA